Molecule: messenger RNA, 1545 nt
Organism: Trichobilharzia szidati
Lineage: Eukaryota; Metazoa; Platyhelminthes; Trematoda; Strigeidida; Schistosomatidae
Source: the annotation of a GenBank genome assembly
AUGGGACAGCAAUUUUCGCAUAGAUGGAAACCAUAUAAAUGUCGUAUACAUCAAAAUGGUCCUGAAGUGAUUGAAAUUAUAUAUCCUGAUGAAGAUGUUGAAGAACUUGAAAGAGUAAACGUGGCUGAGGAAGAAAAAUCAGCAAACAUAAAUAAUUUAACCAGGAAUUCUCAUUCAGAAUAUAACGAAACUAAUAGAAUAAAUAAAUAUGAGAACUAUGAUUACAAUGGGAUUGAUAGAAUGAAAGUAAAGGAAAGACAUGACAUGGAAUCAAAAGACGAAAUCCUGAUAGAAGGUACUACUUAUAUGAACAAACAUCUUCGUAAAUCACACUCGUUAUAUAGACAAAUAAGUCCAACUGAUGGUGAUCUUCAAUCUUCCAUGUCAAGUAUUGUGGAUCUAGCAAAAAAAGGAGGCAAUCUUUCAUCACUGAAUAUACAAUCUAGUAGUCUACUAGGCCUGCCCAACAUAACCGAAAUCGAUAAGGGCAUUGAAAGCUCUAAGGAAUCCAGUGGCGCUGAUAAUAUCAUUGAAAAUGACCAAUGGGAUGGAUCUAUCGACAAAUUAUUAUACACUGAACCCAAGAGAACACCUUUAACCUGUGCUAAUAAUAUUGAUUCUUCAUCGAUUGGUAACUUUAUCGGAGUAACAAGUGAUUAUCGUAGGAUGAAUACAGAGGAUUAUGCCAGAAGAGAAUCUGUAAACAAUAUUAUACCAAGUGAUGAACUCACUAGUACAGAUAUAUUAUUACACAAGGAUUACUUGCAUUCAUAUUAUGAUACAAAUGAAAAGCAUUCAUCUAUCACAACUUCAAGAGACCUAAGUAAUGAAUUAACUACAAAUAUGGAGACGACUAUUACAUCAUCAAGAGGAAAAUACAAGUCAAAAUCAUUUCUAUUUAUAAAUCCUACACAGAAAAUUGAUCGUCCAUUGUUCUGUCAUCUGCAAACAUCUUCUCCGCCUCCUCCUCCUCCUAUAUCCCACCCAGAUAUGAAUGACAUGAAAACAGGAGAUUAUAAAGACUGUGGAACAUUACAAUGUUUAAGAAAAUCAAAAAGUUUUAAACAUAUAGCAGGUGAUUCAAUAAGUACAAUGUCAGUGAAUGAUACAUUCACGCCUACGCCUAUAAAUAAAGAAAAUUUAAUAAAAUCAGAACUGCAAACAAUGCAUACAACAUUGAAUACAACAACAAAUUGUUUAAAUGAAUCACUGAUUAAUUCAAAAGACCGGGAUAAUGAUUCAAGACUAAAAAUAGACACUGAUAAUUUAUUUAAUAUUGAAUCAGAUAACCUGUCAUUGUUAUCAGUACAAGAGCCUAUACUUCGAGUAACAGCUUAUUCACCGAAAUGGUUGAAUAGAUGUGCAAGUAAUUUAACACUUUUACGCUUACAACCAAAUAAUACGCAAAGCUUAAAGAAUAAUCUUCACGGUAAUCAAUUUUCUGUUGAUUAUAUUGAAAAUAAAUCACCGUAUGAAGAUAAAAUUAUCCCAGAAUGUUUAAAAUUACUGGAGAGUAGAUAUUUGCUUAAAAUGCAACAAAAGUAA